AAUUUUUCAAUUGUUGUCCUUUUCUCUCGCAUCUACCUCUCAAAAUGUCUGUUGGUACUCUUUACACCUCUCCUGGAAAAGAAACAGGCAAACUCAUUAAGGCUACCGCUGCCUUUGGGGGCGUAUCUAUCGAUGUAGAUGCUGAAUACAAACAUAUGGAAACCAACAAAACUGCAGAAUUUCUGGCCAAAUUCUCCCAUGGAAAAAUUCCAACCUUUGAAGGAAAGGAUGGUUUCAAGCUUUUCGAGGGUGUCGUUAUUGCAAAAUACAUCGCUUCUUUGGCUCCCAAUUCUGGUCUUCUCGGAUCAAGCCAGACAGAUGCUGCCUUGGUCGACCAAUGGACACACUUGAUUGAACUCGAAUUUGGUUUACCAACUGAUAUCAUUAACCAACUGGUUAGCGGUAGAAUCCCCUAUACAAAACCCUUUCACAAUGCCCUCCUUGAGCGACAAGAGCGAACACUCACUACCCUCAAUACACAUUUGACAGAAAACACAUUCCUCGUUGGAGAACGCAUCACAGUUGCCGAUCUGGCAGCCGCCGCCUACCUACAACGCGGCGCAUCGAUCUCCUUCGAUGCUCCUCUUCGUGCGAAAUUCCCCGCAGUUGUCAGGCUUCUUGAGACAAUUGUCAACCAACCCAAACUCAAGGAUAUAUACGGAGAGACUAAAUAUGUCGAGAAAGGUCUUCAGUUCACUCCUCCAGCCAAGGACAAGAAGGAAAAAGAGCCAAAAGCCGCUGUUCCUCCAAAGGAGAAGAAGCCCAAGGCAAAGGAAGCUGAUGAUGAUGAUGAGGAUGAACCUCUGGUUCCUGCUGAACCCAAAGAGAAAAAUCCUCUCGACGACCUUCCCAAAUCCUCCUUCAAUCUUGAGGACUGGAAACGUGCGUAUUCCAAUAAGGAAACUCGUGGAAAAGACGGUGCUCUUGAGUGGUUGUAUGAACACUUUGACAAGGACGGUUUCUCUCUGUGGCGGGUGGACUUCAAGUACAAUGACGAGCUGACCCAGACGUUCAUGUCUGCCAAUCAGAUCGGUGGUUUCUUCAACCGUCUUGAGGCUUCUCGCAAGUACCUCUUCGGUUCAAUGGGUGUCCUUGGUCAGGCCAACGACUCUUUGAUCUCUGGCGCCCUGAUUGCUCGGGGGCAAGAUAUCGCACCUGUUAUCACUGUCGCUCCUGACUGGGAGUCCUACUCUUAUUCCAAGAUCGACCUUUCUGAUCCUGCUCAGAAAGAAUUCUUUGAGGCUGCACUCGCCUGGGACCUGAAGAUUGACGGUAAGGAAUGGGUCGAUGGAAAGAACUUCAAGUAAAUGUACUGCAUACCCUUCUCAGUUGUGUACUUUACUGUAGAUCAUCUUACUUAUAUCUCGUUUCGCUCUAUCUAGUUGUAGCAUCUCACAAAAUCAUGAAACGCUUGUAGAAGCUUAAAGGCGAAAGACGAGGUUCCGCUAAAGGGGACCCAUGAGUGUUCCAACUAGUGUGGAGCGGAAGCAUGUAAGGUUUUCCGUCAAUACUAUGUAUAUCAACGAUUUUAACUUUAGCGAUGC
Lentinula edodes (shiitake mushroom) is the source of this 1544-nucleotide messenger RNA. RefSeq lists its product as uncharacterized. The transcript has 7 exons. Bases 45 to 1307 code for a protein of 420 amino acids. Gene Ontology annotation, molecular function: translation elongation factor activity. NCBI's taxonomy places the organism in Eukaryota, Fungi, Basidiomycota, Agaricomycetes, Agaricales, Omphalotaceae. The record is from RefSeq and is a predicted model, not a curated record. Gene Ontology annotation, biological process: translational elongation. Gene Ontology annotation, cellular component: cytoplasm; nucleus.